Molecule: messenger RNA, 2691 nt
Organism: Microcebus murinus (gray mouse lemur)
Lineage: Eukaryota; Metazoa; Chordata; Mammalia; Primates; Cheirogaleidae
Source: RefSeq, a predicted model, not a curated record
GGAGGUGGUGGAGGAGGAGGCGGCUGGGGAGAGCGAGCAGCGAGCUGGAGCGCGGAGCGCGAGUGAGAGAGCCGAGCCGCCCGCCGCCGCCUCCCCUCCGUAAGCAGGAGCCCCGGCCGGGGCCCGGCACGCCGCCCCAGCCCCUCCCUCGUCGUCAGGCCGCGGGGACAGCGCGCGCGAGCGAGAGAGGGGGAGGGAGAGCGACCGAGCGAGCGAGCGCCGGGAGGAGGCGGCCGGACCGAGCGAGCGCCCGCGCGUGUGGCGUGAGGGGAAGCCGCCUGCCCGCCCCCUUCGCCUUCCCUUCUCUCCCCCUCCCCGCUCCCCCCCCGACCGCGGAGCAGCACCAUGUCGGCGCCGGCGGCCAAAGUCAGUAAAAAGGAGCUCAACUCCAACCACGACGGGGCCGACGAGACCUCAGAAAAAGAGCAGCAGGAAGCAAUUGAACAUAUUGAUGAAGUACAAAAUGAAAUAGACAGACUUAAUGAACAAGCCAGUGAGGAGAUUUUGAAAGUAGAACAGAAAUAUAACAAACUCCGCCAACCAUUUUUUCAGAAGAGGUCAGAGUUGAUCGCCAAAAUCCCAAAUUUUUGGGUAACAACAUUCGUCAACCAUCCACAAGGUAUGCUGUGGACAGAGGAAAACAAUAUUGUGGACUUGACGAAACGUUCCAGUCAAACACAGAAUAAAGCCAGCAGGAAGAGGCAGCAUGAAGAACCAGAGAGCUUCUUUACCUGGUUUACUGACCAUUCUGAUGCAGGUGCAGAUGAAUUAGGAGAGGUCAUCAAAGAUGAUAUUUGGCCAAAUCCAUUACAAUACUACUUGGUUCCUGAUAUGGAUGAUGAAGAGGGGGAAGGAGAAGAAGAUGAUGAUGAUGAUGAGGAAGAAGAAGGCUUGGAAGAUAUUGAUGAAGAAGGGGAUGAGGAUGAAGGUGAAGAAGAUGAAGAUGAUGAUGAAGGAGAGGAAGGAGAGGAGGAUGAAGGAGAAGAUGACUAACAGAACACUGAUGGAUUCCAACCUUCCUUUUUUAAAAUUUUCUCCAGUCCCUGGGAGCAAGUUGCAGUUUUUUUUUUUUUUUUUUUUUUUUUCCUCUUGUGCUCAGUGGCCCUGUUCUUGAGGUCUCUUUUCUCUACACCAUGGUUCUCAACUUAUUUUGGGGGAAAAUACCUUGCAGAAUACAAUGGGAAAAGAAUCUCUACCCCUUUCUGUUCCAAAUUCAUUUUUAUCCCUUCCUGUCUCAACAAAAACUGUAUGGAUCAACACCACCGAGCUCUGUGGGAAAAAAGAAAAACCUGCUCCCUUCGCUCUGCUGGAAGCUGGAGGGUGCUAGGCCCCUGUGUAGUAGUGCAUAGAAUUCUAGCUUUUUUCCUCCUUUCUCUGUAUAUUGGGCUCAGAGAGUACACUGUGUCUCUAUGUGAAUAUGGACAGUUAGCAUUUACCAACAUGUAUCUGUCUACUUUCUCUUGUUUAAAAAAAGAAAAAAAAACUUAAAAAAAUGGGGUUAUAGAAGGUCAGCAAAGGGUGGGUUUGAGAUGUUUGGGUGGGUUAAGUGGGCAUUUUGACAACAUGGCUUCUCCUUUGGCAUGUUUAAUUGUGAUGUUUAACGGACAUCCUUGCAGUUUAAGAUGACACUUUUAAAAUAAAUUCUCUCCUAAUGAUGACUUGAGCCCUGCCACUCGAUGGGAGAAUCAGCAGAACAUGUAGGAUAUUAUUUGGAAUUGACAUUCUCUAUUGUAAUUUUGUUCCUGUUUAUUUUUAAAUUUUCUUUUUGUUUCACUGGAAAGGAAAGAUGAUGCUGAGUUUUAAACGUUAAAAGUGUACAAGUUGCUUUGUUACAAUAAAACUAAAUGUGUACACAAAGGAUUUGAUGCUUUUCUCUCAGAAUAGAUGUACUUUCUAUGAUCUAAGUUUGACUUGUAUAGCAUCAUUGUCAAACUUUGUCACCCUAACUUCGUAUUUUUUGAUACGCACUUUGCAGGAUGACCUCAGGGCUAUGUGGAUUGAGUAAAGGGAUUUGAAUCAAUGUAUUAAAUGUGUCCGCGGCUAGGCAACACGGAUACAAUUGCCAUGGUUUCUGAAAAUAUGUUAUUUGGGAUAUCAGAAUGCUCAAAUGUGCCCUUGAUUUUUAUCUCCAAUUGACAGUUUUUAAAAUGGGCCUUUUAGCUGGGUAUAAAAUAGUGCCUGCCACCACCAUCAAACAGACCUGGUGCUCUAAUGCCAAGUUAUGCAUGGGGCAGUUACUGGCAUGUCUUCAUUGGCUUUGUAAAAUGUGGUCAAGAAAAUAGGCUGUCAGAGUAAGAAGGCCAUGUUGGUGGUUAGGAGUCACUUUGUCUAAGUCCCAUCUCUCUCUAGCAUAAAGCUCUCUGACUGUGAAUCUGGGUGGUAUGAACUCUGUCUGCUCAAUGCCAUUGUGCAGAGAAGCUCCCUAAUGCAUAAGCUUUUUAAUGCUGUAAAAUAUAGUAGCUGAAAUUAAAUGCCACUUUUUCAGAGGUGAAUUAAUGGACAGCCUGGUCAAAUUCAAAGCUUUUUGAUGUAUAAAACUUUAUAAAUGGAACUAUUCCAUCAAUAGGCAAAGUGUAACAAAAACCUGUCUAGAUGGAUAGUAUGUAAUUUCUGCACAGGUCUCUGUUUAGUAAAUACAUCACUGUAUACCAAUCAGGAAUCUUGCUCCAAUAAAGGAACAUAAAGAUUUUU